Metarhizium acridum CQMa 102 is the source of this 1443-nucleotide messenger RNA. The record is from RefSeq and is a predicted model, not a curated record. Lineage: Eukaryota; Fungi; Ascomycota; Sordariomycetes; Hypocreales; Clavicipitaceae.
AUGCUACAUCUAGAAAAGCUGCGCCCUUUGGUUAAUGCGGCUCUUACAGGCAAACUUGAACAAGUCUCGGCAUCUUGCCACCAUCUGGGCUUCUUCAAUAACAUCGGAUUCUCAGCUUACUACACUCUAUCCGAGUCUAUCUGUCCGGCUGGAUUUGACCUGCGCCGUGUGAUUUACUCGGCGGCAAGAGAUGUGAUCCGCAAACAUGGCGUACUCUUUGCCAUUCCUGUCAAUGAGGACACGCCGGAAAGUUACUUCGCAUCUCUCCCUUCGAUUGAUCUCGACCGGAGUAUUUACUUCCUCCAACGCUCUCUUCCUGUGGCUGCUGGUCCAGAAGACAAAGACAAGGAGCUGGAUGCCAUCCUGGAGGAUCAACACAAUACCAACUUCAAGUCCGACUACGGCACCUUGCCUUUCUGGCGCCUGGUUAUUUUGCAAACGCCCGGUGUGGACACGGAGUUCACGGCCUGCUUCAUCUACCAUCACGCACUUGGGGAUGGAGUUUCUGGACUCGUAUUCCAUAACGCGUUCCGGAACGCCCUGGUGGCUGCGUGUUCCACUUCCUCAUUGUACCCCGAGACUGAGUCCAGCGUCACGGCGGACGAGAAAGUCUUGGUUCUCCCACCGGUCGAAGACUUGCAUCCUCAACCACUUCAUCCCAACCCCCCUGGCCUUGGAAGCAAGACCCGGAAAGAGUGGACCGCCAAUUCCAUCCGCAUGCCUUGCAAGUCUCGCUGGGCGUCGUUUUGCAUCUCGCCGGGCGUGUCUCAAGCCUUCUUUCGGGAGUGCAAGGGGCAAAGCACAUCAGUGACUGCCGCCCUGUCAUCCAUGAUGGCGUCGGUUCUGUUCACGAGGCUUCCAGAGACCGAGGACACCCUCACUUGUAUUAUCCCCGUCAGCUUACGGCCGUGGCUGACUCUGCCUCGCGACGUUGCUAAUGAUGCUAUCGGGACUUACUUUGACGCCACCAGGUUGUCGUUUACGCGGCCGGAUCCGAGCAGUGGUAGCCAUUCCGGUUCGUCAACGGACAUUUGGCCAGGGGCCCGGCAGGUAUCCGAAGCGUUGAAAGACUAUCGCGGCAAUGUAUCGCCCACCGGUGAGCCCUAUACCGCCAUUGCCGUCCUCAAAACUAUCCCAGACUUCUCCGUCAUCUGCAGAUCCAUGCUCGGGAAGCCACGCGACGCAGCCUUCGAGGUGACCAACGUCGGGGUCUUCUCGUCUUCGACCAACCUCUCUGCUGAGGGUGCUCCUCUUUGGCAAGUAGGAAGAGUGAUGCUUAGUCGAAGUGCUCUGGCUUCUGGGGCUGCAGUCACCAUUAGCAUUGCCACGGGUGGGAACGGCUCGAUGACGGUAGGCUUUAGCUGGCAGGACGGUGUUGUUGAGGAUGGUAUUAUGGAUAGUAUCCUGCAAGGAGCCGAGACGUACUUUAGCAGGUAUCAAUGA